This is a messenger RNA of Lolium perenne, 1224 nucleotides long. RefSeq lists its product as uncharacterized. The record is from RefSeq and is a predicted model, not a curated record. Lineage: Eukaryota; Viridiplantae; Streptophyta; Magnoliopsida; Poales; Poaceae.
AUGCCCCGCGCCGCCGCCGGCGUCGCCAGGGCUUUUCCCGGCCACGCCCCCAUGGCGGCGGCGAGGGAGGAGGACAAAGGAGGGCUUCUUAACUGUAGGAAAGAAGAGGACGAGUUGGACGCCUCAUUCGAUUCUCUCGACGUACACCGGCCCGACGUGGGGACGAAAGCAUCGGAGAACUACAACUCGCCGCCUCUGGCCAAGAAAAUGGUGGGAACUGGAGAUAGAUCUGUCGCCGGUCAGAUCAUGAGUAUCAUGUUCAACAUCGCCACCCUUGCGCUUCGCAUUACCCAGACGUUCAUCAAUUCAGCAUACAGUGACGCAAGAGAGUUAGUCUUCGAAAGUUUCUCGCUGCUAGACAAUUCGGUCAGCUGUCCCAAGCUGUUGUUCACCGCUGCGUAUCAUGCUGCUCAUACCGAGGGGUCUGCGGUGUUUGCGUCCGUGUGUUUGCUGGGGUCAUGCCUUAUUGUUUUCACUAUUAUGAUUCAUCUGAAUAGGAAGUACAAAACUUGGGCAAGGAUCCGGAUUGUCGGAAUGGCGACCUUAAUGGCGCUUGGAGUUGCCUUGCUUCGCUAUGGGAUGCUAAUCCCAAUAGAUCACGCUUGGCACACUGUUGCCGUUCCUUCCAUCAUCUGUUCCCUAGUGUGGCUUGAGGUUGCUCUGCUCAUACGCACCCAGAUAAAAGAGGAUGGAGGCAACCAACACUUGCUCCGCGAUCUGCUCAUGAAAUUGGGCGAGACGCCCAUCAGCACCUACCGAUGUGUCCAUCUGAUACAAAACCCAGAUAGCCCGUGGGAUGCACAAAUGAUACUUCUUCUGUUGGGGAGCGGGCCACCAAUGCUCAUCGGAGCUUGCCAGAUCGCCUGGCUAGUGUACAAGGCAGACGUCAUAUCUAAGGUAGUCGAAUGGCUUAUGAAGAUGCCUCGAUUUUUCGCCAGGGAAGAAGAGCAUAAGGCAGCUAGACCUGCCAGGGAGGUCGAUGAAGGUGGUCGCGCGGCGGAUCAGGUGGCAGGAGAAAGUGUCGAGAUGGGCAGUGGCUUCCCAAUUCUGAUCAGAACUUGCCAGGUCAUCACAUUUAAGGUGGCUGAGUGGCUCAAGAAGAUCCCUCAAGUUUUUGCCUGGGACGAAGAGCAGGCUGUCGGAGCUGCCACGGAGGGUAAUGGAGACGGUGAUGCCAGGGAUAGUGUGGUGGCAGAAGACGUUUUCGUCGCCAUUGGUGUCUGA